Molecule: messenger RNA, 891 nt
Organism: Zygosaccharomyces rouxii
Lineage: Eukaryota; Fungi; Ascomycota; Saccharomycetes; Saccharomycetales; Saccharomycetaceae
Product: glucose-6-phosphate 1-epimerase
Exons: 1
Coding region: 1-891 (296 amino acids)
Biological process (GO): carbohydrate metabolic process
Molecular function (GO): isomerase activity; carbohydrate binding
Source: RefSeq, a predicted model, not a curated record
AUGUCUGUAGAAGAUCUAGGUGACAGAGUUGUCUUAACCCAUCCUGAUGAUAAGAGCAACACAGCUACCAUUUUGAAAUAUGGUGCAACAGUUUUCAGUUGGAAGCUGAACGGGGCUGAACAAUUAUGGUUAUCUGAUGCUGCUAAAUUAGAUGGUAGUAGACCCGUAAGAGGUGGUAUUCCAUUGGUUUUCCCCGUCUUUGGUAAGAACACUACGGAUGAUCAUUUGAGUAAACUACCACAACACGGGUUGGCAAGAAAUUCAACAUGGGAAUUCCUAGGUCAAACGAAAUCGAACCCUCCUACCGUCCAAUUUGCAUUGUCACCUGAAAAUGCCAACAAGGAGUUGACCCAAUUGUGGCCGUUUGAUUUCACUCUAUUGUUAACCGUUCAAUUGGGCCAGGACUAUUUGAAGACUGACAUUGAAGUUCAAAAUCCUUCAACAACACAAGAAUUGAAAUUUAACUGGCUAUUCCAUACCUAUUUGAAGAUUGAAGACAUCGAAGGCACUCUGGUCUCCAAUCUGACAGGCGUAAAACUGUACGAUCAAUUGUUGAAGCAAUCUUAUAUUGAUAAGCACCCUGUGAUAACCGUUAGCGAUGAAACUGAUUUGAUCUAUCAAAAUGUAGAUGAAAACCGUUUGAUUCAAGUCGUCGACAGAGGACAACCAGUCCAUACCGUCAAGAGACAUAACCUACCUGACGCUGUCGUUUGGAAUCCAUGGACUGAAAAAGCCGGCGGUAUGGCCGAUUUUGAACCAAAGGACGGCUAUUUACAAAUGGUUUGUAUCGAGCCUGGUCAUGUUCAUGAUUUGGUUACUUUGGCACCAGGCCAAUCUUGGUCCGCAUACCAACUGCUCUACAAAGAACAACUAAAGUACCAAGCAAUCUAA